This is a messenger RNA of Capsella rubella, 1541 nucleotides long. RefSeq names its product serine carboxypeptidase-like 18. Gene Ontology annotation, molecular function: acyltransferase activity, transferring groups other than amino-acyl groups; serine-type carboxypeptidase activity. Gene Ontology annotation, biological process: secondary metabolic process; proteolysis. Lineage: Eukaryota; Viridiplantae; Streptophyta; Magnoliopsida; Brassicales; Brassicaceae. The coding region runs from base 18 to 1421 and encodes 467 amino acids. The transcript is spliced from 12 exons. The record is from RefSeq and is a predicted model, not a curated record.
CAGUUGGUAAUAAGAACAUGUCUAGAGCAUCAUCGAAACUGAAGUUGCUUCUUCUGCUUCAACUGCUCCUCUUGACUCAACAUGAAGUUGAUUCAUCAGCCUCUCUUGUUAGAUAUCUUCCUGGUUUCAAUGGUCUUCUUCCGUUCCACCUUGAAACUGGGUAUAUUGGUGUUGGUGAAGAAGAGCAAGUUCAGCUUUUCUACUACUUCAUCAAAUCAGAGAACAAUCCUGAAGAAGACCCUGUUAUUCUUUGGUUAACUGGAGGACCAGCUUGCUCUGUUCUGUCUGCUCUUGCUUUCGAGAUCGGGCCGUUGACUUUUAAAAAUGAGGGUUACAAUGGAGGUUUGCCUUCUCUUCUCUCAACUUCAUAUUCUUGGACAAAGGUAGCUAGCAUAAUAUUCUUGGAUCAGCCUGCUGGUGCUGGUUUCUCAUACUCAACUAAUCCACUUGCUCAUAAGCCUAGUGACACAGGAGAAACAAAACAUGCCUAUGAGUUUCUUCAAAAGUGGUUAGUUGAGAAUCCAGAGUUUGCCUCAAAUCCUUUCUAUGUCGGCGGAGAUUCUUAUGCCGGAAUAGUUGUUCCAGCUAUUGUUCAACAGAUCUCAAUAGGAAAUGAACAUGGCGACAACCCUCAUAUAAAUCUUAAGGGUUAUCUCGUUGGCAACCCUGUAACAGAUCAUGAAAGUGAUUUUAACUCCAAGAUUCCAUAUGCUCAUGGAAUGGGAUUUAUCUCUGAUGAACUAUAUGAGUCACUUAAGAGUACCUGCAAAGGAAAUUAUGCGAAAGUGGAUCCUACUAAUACACAAUGCUUGAAGUUGAUGGAGGACUACAACAAGUGUGUUUCAAGGAUAAAUGAAGGAUUCGUUCCAAUAGCCUUAUGUGAUUUGAUAUCACCAAAUCCUUAUUCAGCAGAACAUAAUGGAAGAAGAAGUUAUCUUAAGACACUUGUUCAGUCUGAUCUUUCUCUCCCCACUCCAGAUUGCUAUAUGUACCGGUACUUACUAGCUACGUAUUGGGCUAAUAAUGAAGAUGUACGCAGAGCACUACAUGUAGUAAAAGAAACUGUAGGGAAAUGGGUAAGAUGCGAUUGGGAUUUACCUUAUGAGGAAGACAUAAAGAGUAGUGUACCGUACCAUCGAAACAUUAGCAUCAAAGGGGAGUAUAGGUCACUGGUCUAUAGCGGUGAUCAUGACCUGAUGGUGCCAUUUCUUGGAACUGAAGCUUGGAUCAAAUCUCUAAACUACUCUAUAACUGAUGAUUGGAGACCUUGGCUUGUUCAUAAUCAAGUUAUGGGAUAUACAAGGACGUACGCUAACAAUAUGACAUUUGCCACUAUCAAGGGAGGAGGACACACUGCAGAGUAUAAACCUGAGGAAAGCUUUAUAAUGUUCCAAAAGUGGAUAAGUGGCCAACCUCUAUAAGUACUUCAGUUGGAACAUAGGCUUUGGAAGAACCUACAUUGAUAUUUCCUACUGCAUUUUUUAAAAACUACAUGAUUUGAUUUGUAUUGAGUUUUUUAUGAUUUUUAAAAAUAAUUUGGA